AUGACUAAGGUCACUCACGUUAUAUUUGACGUCGAUGGUCUUAUUUUGGAUACAGAAUCUAUAUACACUGAGUUCACAUCAAAUUUUCUCAGUGGAUAUAAUUUGCAAUUCGAUUAUAACAUAAAGAAGCUAAUGAUGGGAAGAAAACCUCACGAAGCCGGUGAAAUACUUCUAAAACACUAUAAUUUGCCACUAAGUGCUGAUGAAUUUAUUCAAAAGCAGUCGGAGUACAUUACUCCAGAAAGAUGGGAGAGUGUUCAAUGUUUACCAGGUGCAGAGGAACUUAUUUUUCAUCUUGCUUCACAUAAUAUUCCUAUGGCCCUGGCUACUGGUUGUUGCAGUUAUGAACUUGAUCAGAAAAUGAAAAACCAUCGGGAUAUAAUGACCAAAGUCUCUCAUUCUGUUUGCUCGGGUGACGAUCCUACUAUUAAGCAUGGUAAACCUAUGCCGGAUAUAUUUCUAACUACCGCCAACAGAUUUAAAGUUCCUCCAGAUUCCUCUGAUAACGUUUUAGUGUUUGAAGACUCUCCAAAUGGUGUUGAAGCCGCUCUGUCAGCUGGGAUGCGCGUUGUAUGGAUUCCUGAUCCACGAGAACCACCUGGGAAUUUUCCAAAAUCAAUUUCAUCCAUUGACAUAUCACGUAUCACUAGAUUAAAUUGUAUGUCUGAUUUUAAACCUGAACAGUUUGGUCUUCCGAGGUUCGAAAACAACUCUUGA
Messenger RNA from Schistosoma rodhaini, 717 nucleotides. NCBI's taxonomy places the organism in Eukaryota, Metazoa, Platyhelminthes, Trematoda, Strigeidida, Schistosomatidae. The record is from the annotation of a GenBank genome assembly.